Daldinia childiae is the source of this 1119-nucleotide messenger RNA. RefSeq lists its product as uncharacterized. The transcript has 2 exons. The record is from RefSeq and is a predicted model, not a curated record. Lineage: Eukaryota; Fungi; Ascomycota; Sordariomycetes; Xylariales; Hypoxylaceae. Gene Ontology annotation, biological process: phospholipid metabolic process. The coding region runs from base 1 to 1119 and encodes 372 amino acids. Gene Ontology annotation, molecular function: phosphatidate phosphatase activity.
AUGGGUUUCUUCAACCGUCGUCGUGCAGACGAGACAACCAAUAGCCAUGGUAAUGGACAUCGAAACAGACAAGCCCAAGAUACCGUAGCCUAUCCUAUGGCGGUCCGUCCGAGUUUUGGCCAGUGGCUCAAAGUCACAUGGCUCGAUAUCCUUACUAUGGUUGUUAUGGGUGCCAUAGGGCUUGGUGUCUACGAGGCGAAACCAGCUCCCACUCGAUCGUUCCCAGUAACCUUCUCCGAUGGCGAGGUCGUAUAUCCACAAUUCGCAUAUCCCCUACGCAAGGAGAUCAUUCCGAUCUGGGCAGCAGCCUUACUCGCGGCUUUGGUCCCUAUCUUCGUGAUUCUUCUUAUGCAAAUUCGGAUUAGAUCCUUCUGGGACGUGAGCAAUGGUGUUAUUGGUCUUCUAUACUCGCUCAUUACCGCCGCCGUCUUCCAAGUAUUUUUGAAAUGGCUCAUAGGUGGCUUGCGCCCUCAUUUCCUUGCCGUGUGCAAGCCCGAUAUAAGCCUCGCUAGUAACGCUCCCGGCGUUAAGGGCGCUGGUUAUAACGGGGCCGGCUUCACGAACAUCUACUACACUAAAGAGAUCUGCACCGGCGACGAGAACCAGAUCAAUGACUCUCUCGAAUCAUUCCCGUCAGGUCACAGCACAGCGGCCUUCGCUGGCUUUAUCUAUCUGGCCAUAUAUUUGAAUGCUAAAUUAAAGGUCUUCUCAAACUACCACCCGGCGAUGUGGAAGUUAGUUGCGGUCUACGCGCCAGUACUAGGAGCUACGCUGAUUGCUGGCGCGUUGACGAUCGAUGAGUUCCAUCACUGGUACGAUGUUUUGGCCGGCGGCAUCAUUGGCACCAUCAUGGCCUUCUCCGCAUACCGCAUGUGUUACGCCUCGAUUUGGGAUUGGCGCUGGAACCACAUUCCCCUUCACCGCGGACAGCCAUGUCUAUACACUUACGACAGCGUCGAGCUUAUGGAUGCCUUAUGGACGCGCAAGGCCGGAUGGGGUGCUGGAGCCUCGAGUUACGGCGGUAAUGGGCAAGGUACAAGCGGCCACGGCGGUGUGACUGGUUUCCAGAGGAAGCCGGUUGGGAGCGGUGCUGCUCGAAGAGGUGAUGAUAUUGUCUAA